Molecule: messenger RNA, 582 nt
Organism: Penicillium longicatenatum
Lineage: Eukaryota; Fungi; Ascomycota; Eurotiomycetes; Eurotiales; Aspergillaceae
Exons: 2
Coding region: 1-582 (193 amino acids)
Source: RefSeq, a predicted model, not a curated record
AUGGGAAUACGAAAAGUGAAAAAAGCGGACUACAUUCCAUGGAGUGCCGAAGAAGAGGAUGAUCUCCAGGAGUGGGCUGCACGAUACGCGCAUUUAUCCUGGAAGGAGAAAUGCGAGGAAUACUUCAGACAACACGGGAAAAGGAGGUCUAUCAACUCGCUACGAAGCAAGCUCGAGCAGCUAGAGAAGGGCAUACGACGAAGACGCCCAGUCGGCCACAGAGCAACUCAGCGAGCUGGACCAGCGAAACACCACAGCAGGUGCCGUCAAAGAAGCUUUUUGGAAACCAUUCCUGCUGCGCCUCCCCCACUCAUCUUUCAAUCUCCUGAUCCUUACGCUCGCCAAGUAUUGCAGCAAUGGCAUCAGGUCGAGGCGGAUGGCAACUUUGCGUUAACAGAGAGGGCGCCAUCAAGUGAAGAGGAGCCUAUGUCCCCAAUGACACCGCUAAGUCUGGGAGGAUCAAGCUCACCGAACAACAUUACGAAGGAAGUUUUCUAUGAGAGGGCCUCCGAGUCGCUAUUUGUCUCGCAGCAACCUUGGAGGCCGUCAGAUAUGAACGCAGGGAGACUGGGUAUCGCAUGA